Messenger RNA from Branchiostoma floridae (Florida lancelet), 850 nucleotides. Its product is annotated as zinc finger protein 248-like. Gene Ontology annotation, molecular function: RNA polymerase II transcription regulatory region sequence-specific DNA binding; DNA-binding transcription factor activity, RNA polymerase II-specific. Gene Ontology annotation, cellular component: nucleus. Bases 70 to 756 code for a protein of 228 amino acids. The transcript is spliced from 2 exons. Gene Ontology annotation, biological process: regulation of transcription by RNA polymerase II. Lineage: Eukaryota; Metazoa; Chordata; Leptocardii; Amphioxiformes; Branchiostomatidae. The record is from RefSeq and is a predicted model, not a curated record.
AUCCCCUCCAGAUAGCGUUUGCAGGAGGAUUGUGUGGCGGUAAUAAUCAUCACUGGAAGCAGGUUCGACAUGGCAGAGGCAGGUGCUGGGUCUCAGAACGUCUGUGAUGGGUCUCCUACCGAAGGUUCAUGCGACCGGGAUACGAGUAAAACCAAAGACCAGCCAAUAGCGAGCAAAGCCAGUUCGGUUAGUCAAACGGAAGCAAAAACCCGUGAGAAAUCCUACAUGUGUGGAGGGUGUGGGUACAGGACAGCUUGGCAGUCUAGCUUAUCCCGACAUAUGUUAACUUAUACAGACGUAAAACCCUACAAGUGUCACAAGUGUGAGUAUUCUACAGCAAAGAAAUGUCAGUUGGAUUAUCAUUUAGCCAAACACACUGGUGACAAACCCUACUUGUGCGGGGAGUGUGGCUAUAGGACAGCUCAGAAGUCUAAUUUAUCCCAACAUAUGAGAACUCAUACCGGUGAAAAACCUUACAAGUGUGACCAGUGUGACUAUUCUACAGCAAGGAGAUGUUAUUUGGACCAACAUCUAGCCAAACACACAGGUGAGAAGCCCUACAUGUGUGGGGAAUGUGGGUACAGGACAGUUCGAAAAUCUAACCUAUACAUACACAUGAGAACUCAUACAGGUUACAAGCCCUACAAGUGUGACCAGUGUGACUAUUCUGCAGCACUGAAAUGCACUUUGGACCAACAUCUAGCCAAACAUACUGGUGACAAACACUACAUGUGUGGGCAGUGUGGGUACAGGUGAACUCUGAAGUCUACAUUAUCUCGACAUAUGAGAACUCAUACUGGUGAAAAACCCUACAAAUGCGACCAGUGUGACUAUUCUGCUGCACGUAAGU